Sphaeroforma arctica JP610 is the source of this 204-nucleotide messenger RNA. RefSeq lists its product as hypothetical. The transcript has a single exon. The annotation marks the transcript as partial. NCBI's taxonomy places the organism in Eukaryota, Ichthyosporea, Ichthyophonida. The record is from RefSeq and is a predicted model, not a curated record.
GAUUCUGGAGGGGGUAUUGGAUCACCGUUGUACUCGACCAACGUACAGACGUCUAUCCCGGUGAUCACUGUGAGCGACUCAGAGUUUGUUGGCAAUGCAGCGAAUGGGGGGGGAGGCAUCUCAGCAAAUGUGGCGCACAUUCGACGCUGCUCCUUCCAGAAUAAUCAGGCCGCACUGGAUGGUAAUAUACGAAGCGUAAUGUGA